Molecule: messenger RNA, 288 nt
Organism: Morchella importuna
Lineage: Eukaryota; Fungi; Ascomycota; Pezizomycetes; Pezizales; Morchellaceae
Exons: 4
Coding region: 1-288 (95 amino acids)
Source: RefSeq, a predicted model, not a curated record
AUGACCACUGUCGACACCCUUUUGACUUCCUGUGGCACCCGUACUGGUACUCUAAAAGGGAUGCUACUAGCUAAAUAUACGACCGGGUGGGUGAUCGCGAGAAAUCACCAGAACAAGAACAAGCAGACGAAGACGAGCAUUUCGUGUCAGGGCGCACAACACAGAUCCGAUAUGCCAUGUUGCCUAUUUGCACAGCUGCAUGUCUCCCAAUCUUCAGUCAAGUCAGUGGCGGUGUUUGCUCCCCUAUUGAGACCCCACUCUCCCAUCAAGCUUGUUGGCAUCAUCUAA